Molecule: messenger RNA, 5240 nt
Organism: Didymella exigua CBS 183.55
Lineage: Eukaryota; Fungi; Ascomycota; Dothideomycetes; Pleosporales; Didymellaceae
Exons: 1
Coding region: 110-5059 (1649 amino acids)
Biological process (GO): transmembrane transport
Cellular component (GO): fungal-type vacuole membrane; fungal-type vacuole
Molecular function (GO): ABC-type peptide transporter activity; ATP binding; ATP hydrolysis activity
Source: RefSeq, a predicted model, not a curated record
ACGACACGUAUGGUCCUUCCGAAGUCCCAACUACAAUGGCGAUGCGGCAGACACUGAUUCCGAAGAUGAAUUCGACCGCAACGAGCAGAGCGCGCUGCUCCAACCCACGAUGAGCCGCCAGACCAUGUCCACGACCGCCGUCAACAAGCCGCGCGGCGAAGUUAGCAUAGUAGUGCUUGAAGAGGCUGCCGUUCUGGCACAGCUUGCAGUGCACGUCGCCAUCUUCUUCACAGGCGCGUGGGGUCGUCACGGAAGAAUCGCGGCAAUCGCAAACAUUGCCGUCUGGUCGUACAUUGCCACACUCGCCUCGCUUCGCCUCCUGUUUUCUAGCACGAGCAAAUGGUCCUUCCCGAAGCUGUGGUAUCACACUGCAUUCAUUUACGGCUUCCAAUGGCUCUUCACGACUCUACUGUUCCGCUCGGCAAUCAUCCACCCGCAAUCCGAUCUUCAGCAAAAGCUCGCCGUCGCUGACUUCGCCCUGACUUCGCUGCUCUUCUUCAUCUCGCUAGGGUCACGAAAAGGAAACAAGGCUGUGGAGCUGGAGUAUGAGGGAGACAUUCUGCCGGCUAGGGAACCCACAGCCAGCGUUUUCUCGCUAGCGACGUUCAGCUGGGUAGACUCAAUCGUCUGGGUUGGUUACAAAAAGACAUACGAGCUAUCAGACGUCUGGAACCUUGCGCCCAGGGACAAGGCAGCAGCAGUUAUCUCCAACUACCGCCAAGUAAAGCGUACAUCUCAGUUGGCCUACCACCUUUUGGGCUACUUCAAACGCGGUCUACUGAUCCAGGCUGGCUGGGCUGCGAUCUCUGGCUUUCUCACAUUCGCUCCCACGUUACUGCUGAAGGCUAUCCUCGAAUACGUUGAGGCUCCGGAUCUGACGCCACAGAAUGCCGCAUGGUUUUACGUCCUCUUGCUCUUCGUCUCUGGCUGCCUUUCUGCGCUCGCUGACGGUCAAGCGUUGUGGAUUGGCCGCAAGAUCUGCAUCCGCCUGCGCGCGGUCAUCAUCGGAGAAAUCUAUGCCAAGGCGUUGAAGCGCAGAGCCGCUGCUACCACAGACAAGGUUUUGGGCGAGGAGAAGAAAAAGGACAACGACAAGGAAGAAGACCCCAAGAAGCAAGGCACGAUCAAGAGGAUGAUGACCUGGGGUCGGAAGAAGAAGAAGAUACCGACCGAAGGGCCAAAGCAGAACCAGGAGGACAACACCAAGCCCGAAUCCGAUGCCCAAGUCACUACCGGAGCUAUCAUCAAUCUCAUGGCUGUCGACGCCUUCAAAGUCAGUGAGAUUUGUGCCUAUCUGCAUUUCCUGUGGGCCAAUACCCCCGUCCAAGUCGUGGUCGCAAUUGUCCUGCUCUACCGGAUCCUUGGAUACAGUAGUAUUGCUGGUAUUGGCAUGAUGAUCAUCCUCCUCCCGAUCAACAUGUACGUUGCAAGCCAGUUCUCCAAGAUCCAAAAGCUCAUCUUGGCGGCCACCGACGCUCGCAUCCACACCACGAACGAAGUUCUGACCAAUAUCCGCAUCAUCAAGUACUUCGCUUGGGAACGGCGGUUCAUUGGGCUUGUCAACGAGAAGCGUUACGUUGAGCUGAAGCAUCUCCGCCGGCGAUACAUCCUGUGGGCAGUAGCAGCGACCAUCUGGUCUGGAUCGCCAGUCUUUAUCACCUUCCUCUCCUUCUUCGUCUACACCAAUGUCGAACACAAGGCUCUUAUACCCUCGGUCGCUUUCACUGCGCUUUCGCUCUUCCAAAUCCUCAGAAUCCCACUGGACCAAUUGGCUGAUAUGGUCGCCCACGUUCAAGAAUCGAGAGUUUCUGUUGACCGUAUUGAAGAAUAUCUGAACGAGCCUGAGACUGAAAAGUACUCGCAAUUGACAACUAACGAGAAGGAUGAGAAUGGUCAGAGCAUUAUUGGUUUCCACAAGGGCACGUUCAGCUGGGGCGGCAAGAAUAUGAAGGAUCAGGCUUCUGCUGAUGCUUUCAAGCUCAUGGACAUCGAUGUCAAGUUCAAGACUGGUCAGCUCAAUGUGGUUGCUGGACCAACCGGUUCCGGAAAGACCUCUCUGCUCAUGGCUCUACUAGGGGAGAUGACAAAGCUGAAGGGCGAUGUCUAUCUCCCCGGAGGCGUCAGUCGCGAAGAUCUCCGCCCUGACCCCGAGACAGGCCUCAUCGAAAGUGUAGCCUAUUGCGCACAGCAGGCUUGGCUGGUCAACGGUACAGUCAAGGAAAAUAUCGUCUUCGCAGGUGACUGGGACGCACAGCGAUACGAGGAUGUCAUCGUGGCUUGCUCGCUGAAGCGCGAUAUUGAAAUCCUUGACGGCGGUGACGAGACCAUUGUUGGUGAGAAAGGCGUGACCCUCUCUGGUGGUCAGAAGCAACGUAUCUCUCUUGCCCGUGCCAUGUACAGCAAAGCACGCCACGUCCUUCUGGACGAUGUCCUCAGCGCCGUCGACUCGCACACCGCCAAGUGGAUCUUCGAUUACGCCCUCAACGGUCAGCUUAUGCUCGACCGUACAUGCAUCCUGGUAACACACAACGUCAGCUUGUGCCUUCCGUAUGCCGAUUUCGCCGUUGUUCUUGAGAACGGUCGGGUCGUUGCCCAAGGAUCUGCUGACGAGGUCAUCGACUCCGGCAAGCUCACCGAGGAAGUAUCUAAAUCUAGGCCCGCUUCUCGAGGUGCUUCGAAGCCACCUUCCCAAGUACCCUCAGAGGUCGGCGGCGAGGAGGCUGACAGCGAGGUUAGUCACGCGAACGGUACCGCCAAUGGAAAGGCGAAUGGCAAGGCCUCUAAGAAGGGAGUCAGCAACCCUUUGGAGGAGACCAAGGCAGAAGGUGGCGUGAAGCUGAGCAUCAUCUUGAUGUAUUUGAAGGCUAUGGGUCCGUGGUACUACUGGGUUGGUGCUUCUAUCGCCUUUGUCGCACAGCAGAUCUCGUCCGUAUCGACAAACCUCUGGAUCCGGACAUGGGCAAAUGCGUACGCAGAUAAAGGUUUCUCAACAAUGGGCCAUCACAACCGCUCGCCUGUCGCUCACGCGCCGACGAUGUUUGGAUCCAGCACUUGCCUCACCAGAGGCGCUUGCAGCUGGAACGUCCCGUUCUUCAACCAACCUGAGGAGAAGUCGUACAUCUACAGCUCGUCCAUACAGACAACGUUCGGAAGCUCGGAUGGUUCAGGUGUCGAUUCGACCUACUUCCUUGUCGUCUAUGCUAUUCUUGGCCUGAUUUUCAUGUUCAUCACUUUCCUCCGCGAAGGAUUCCUGUUCGGUGGUUCGCUCGCUGCGUCACGACGCGUUCACGAGCGUCUCAUCCAGAGGGUCACCCACGCCAAGUUCCGUUUCUUCGAUCAAACUCCCCUGGGUCAGCUCAUGAACAGGUUCUCGAAGGACAUCGAAUCUGUUGACCAAGAAGUCGCACCUGUCGCCAUCGGUGUGGUUCACUGCUUGGCUUCGAUCAUCACUAUUGUCAUACUGAUCUCGGUCAUCACGCCUGCUUUCCUCAUUGCCGGUGCCUUCAUCUCGGUCCUUUACUUCCUCAUCGGUCGCUUCUAUAUCAACUCUUCUCGUGACCUCAAGCGUCUGGAGUCCGUGCACCGCAGUCCUUUGUACCAGCAGUUCGGCGAGACACUUUCUGGAAUGACAACGAUCCGAGCAUACGGAGACGAGCGUCGCUUCAUUCGCGAGAACCUUAUGAAGAUCAACACCCAGCAUCGUCCCUUCAUCUACCUCUGGGCCGCUAACAGAUGGCUCGCUUUCCGGGUGGAUGUUGUUGGUGCACUCGUGGCCUUCUUUGCGGGUACAUUCGUGGUCUUGAGCGUCGGAAAGAUUGACGCAGGUGCUGCCGGUCUGGCGCUUACCUAUGCUGUCACUUUUACAGAGAACGUACUGUGGUUUGUGCGUCUUUACUCGGCCAACGAGCAGAAUAUGAACUCCGUCGAACGUGUCAAGGAGUAUCUGGAUGUGGACCAGGAAGCCCCGGCUGUCAUCCCUGAGACACGCCCUCCAUCCAACUGGCCAAGCAAGGGGUCUGUGGAGUUCAUCAACUACAGCACUCGCUACAGGCCUGACUUCGAUCCUGUUCUCAAGAAUGUCACAUUCAAGAUUCUGCCAGGCGAGAAGGUUGGUGUUGUUGGCAGGACGGGUGCUGGCAAGAGUUCUUUGGCUCUCGCUCUCUUCCGUGCUUUGGAGGCAGAGAACGGCAAGAUCCUCAUCGACGAUGUCGAUGUUGGAUUGAUCGGCCUUCAAGACUUGCGUGAGAACAUCGUGAUGGUGCCUCAGGACCCGACAUUAUUCACUGGAACCAUCCGCAGCAAUCUCGAUCCCUUCUCAAUCUUCACCGACGAAGAGAUCUUCACUGCACUCCGCGAAGUCCACCUCAUCACCUCGGCUUCAGCAACGACAUCCGGUACAGUGACGCCCACAGAUACUGCCACCCCUCCCAACGCCAUCGAGAUCCCAAAGCCCACCAGUGGCGCUGUCGUAGCCGACGUCAACGCCAGCUACACUGGCUCCUCGACCGUAAACCCAGGCUCCAUUCUCGCGAACCGCGAAUGGUCGCACGGCGAAACAGGCGAAGACACCAUCGUCGUGGUGCCCAACGGCACCAUCGUCGACGCCGAAGUCACCGCUGCUACCGCCCUGCAAGCCGACAACAAAAACCCCUUCCGCAACCUCAACUCGCCCGUCAGCGAGUCCGGAUCCAAUCUCUCCCAGGGUCAACGCCAACUCCUCUGUCUUGCGCGCGCGCUUCUCAAGGCGCCCAAGGUGCUGCUCAUGGACGAAGCCACGGCGAGCAUCGACUACGCGACCGACAACAAAAUCCAGGAGACUAUCCGCUUGAUCAAGAACACUACCGUUACGAUCGCGCAUCGUCUCCAGACGAUCAUCGAUUACGAUAAAGUGCUUGUCCUGGAUAAGGGCGAGGUUAUCGAGUUUGGCGAUCCGCAUAGCCUUAUCACCAAGGAAGGGGGCAGCUUUAGGAGUAUGUGUGAGACGAGUGGUGAGCUGGAGGGUCUUACGAAGACGGCGAAGGAGGCGAUGGAUGCUAAGAAAAAGGCAGCAACGGCUUAGAUGGCCGCGCAGUGCUCAAUGUCGUGAUGGAUAUAGAAAGGAUGUUGAUGGGGACGUUGCUGAGCGUAGUUCGCGUUCUUCUCUUUUUGCUGCGUCUUGGAUGUGGGGAUGUGGGCGGUAUUUUGAUUCAGCAUGCAUUGUACAGUACACGAAAUAUAGCGAGACAGUAACGCAAAAGUUA